Micropterus dolomieu (smallmouth bass) is the source of this 3067-nucleotide messenger RNA. RefSeq names its product muscarinic acetylcholine receptor M2-like. The record is from RefSeq and is a predicted model, not a curated record. Bases 531 to 2768 code for a protein of 745 amino acids. NCBI's taxonomy places the organism in Eukaryota, Metazoa, Chordata, Actinopteri, Centrarchiformes, Centrarchidae. Gene Ontology annotation, biological process: adenylate cyclase-activating adrenergic receptor signaling pathway. Gene Ontology annotation, molecular function: G protein-coupled acetylcholine receptor activity. The transcript is spliced from 4 exons. Gene Ontology annotation, cellular component: plasma membrane.
CAUCAGCAAGUCCAACAUCAGCGGCAGGUCCGGCACCAGUAGGUCCAGCACCAGCAGAACCUAAAUCAGCAGGUCCAGCACCAGCAGAACCAACAUCAGUAGGUCCAGUACCAGCAGAACCAACAUCAGCAGGUUCAGCACCAGCAGAACCUAAAUCAGCAGGUCCAGCACCAGCAGAACCAACAUCAGUAGGUCCAGCACCAGCAGAACCUAAAUCAGCAGGUCCAGCACCAGCAGAACCAACAUCAGUAGGUCCAGCACCAGCAGAACCAACAUCAGCAGGUCCAGCACCAGCAGAACCAACAUCAGUAGGUCCAGUACCAGCAGAACCAACAUCAGUAGGUCCAGCACCAGCAGAACCUAAAUCAGCAGGUCCAGCACCAGCAGAACCAACAUCAGCAGGUCCAGUACCAGCAGAACCAACAUCAGCAGGUCCAGUACCAGCAGAACCUACAUCAGCAGGUCCAGCACCAGCAGGACCUACAUCAGCAGGUCCAGCACCAGCAGGACCAACAUCAGCAGCAGGAAACAUGGCACCUGAACCCGACCUCAACACCUCCACCUGGCUCCGCCCCUGCAUUAACGCCUCCUGUCUGCCUCCGGUCACGGCGGUGUGUCCGUACAGCGCGGCUCAGCUGACCCUCAUCGGCGUUUUAACCGCCUCCCUCAGCGUGGUCACCGUCCUCGGCAACACGCUGGUGAUCCUGUCCAUCAAAGUGAACCGCCGCCUGCGGACCGUCAACAACUACUUCCUGUUGAGCCUGGCGGUAGCCGACCUGAUCAUCGGCCUGCUCUCCAUGAACCUGUACACGCUGUACCUGCUGCUGGGCCGCUGGUCCCUGGGGGCCGCCGUCUGCGACCUGUGGCUCGUGGUGGACCACGUGGUGAGCAGCGCCUCCGUCAUGAACCUGCUGAUCAUCAGUUUGGAUCGGUACCUCUGCAUGACACGGCCGCUCAGCUACCCGGCUCGGCGGACGGGCAGGAUGGCCGGUCUGAUGAUCAGCGCCGCCUGGCUGCUGUCCUUCGUCUUAUGGGCCCCCGCCAUCCUCUGCUGGCAGACCGCCGGGGGCCAACGUGUGGUCCCUGAUGGACAGUGUUACACCCAGCUCCUCGCCAGCCCAGCGGUCACUCUGGGGACGACGCUUCCUUCCUUUUACCUGCCGGCGCUCGUCAUGAUCGGCCUGUACAGCCGGCUGUCUGACGCCAGCCGCCGCCGACUUAGCGCGCUCGGAUCAGAGCGAGGCGCGCUCAGGACAUGCAGCCCGUCCAUAAAAGACUUCCUUUUGAACAGGCGGAGACACGUGACCAGUUACCCAGCCUCUGAUCUGUCUCUGAACCAAUCAGAGUCCAGCACUCCAAAGUCCAGAAGGAGCCAGAAAGUGUGCAGAAGUCCUGGUGACACCUCAGCCGGGGUCAGUCAGUGUCCUCAGCGGGGUCCCCCUCAGACCGCUGCCCGCCACGGAAACAUGGCACCUGAACCCGACCUCAACACCUCCACCUGGCUCCGCCCCUGCAUUAACGCCUCCUGUCUGCCUCCGGUCACGGCGGUGUGUCCGUACAGCGCGGCUCAGCUGACCCUCAUCGGCGUUUUAACCGCCUCCCUCAGCGUGGUCACCGUCCUCGGCAACACGCUGGUGAUCCUGUCCAUCAAAGUGAACCGCCGCCUGCGGACCGUCAACAACUACUUCCUGUUGAGCCUGGCGGUAGCCGACCUGAUCAUCGGCCUGCUCUCCAUGAACCUGUACACGCUGUACCUGCUGCUGGGCCGCUGGUCCCUGGGGGCCGCCGUCUGCGACCUGUGGCUCGUGGUGGACCACGUGGUGAGCAGCGCCUCCGUCAUGAACCUGCUGAUCAUCAGUUUGGAUCGGUACCUCUGCAUGACACGGCCGCUCAGCUACCCGGCUCGGCGGACGGGCAGGAUGGCCGGUCUGAUGAUCAGCGCCGCCUGGCUGCUGUCCUUCGUCUUAUGGGCCCCCGCCAUCCUCUGCUGGCAGACCGCCGGGGGCCAACGUGUGGUCCCUGAUGGACAGUGUUACACCCAGCUCCUCGCCAGCCCAGCGGUCACUCUGGGGACGACGCUUCCUUCCUUUUACCUGCCGGCGCUCGUCAUGAUCGGCCUGUACAGCCGGCUGUCUGACGCCAGCCGCCGCCGACUUAGCGCGCUCGGAUCAGAGCGAGGCGCGCUCAGGACAUGCAGCCCGUCCAUAAAAGACUUCCUUUUGAACAGGCGGAGACACGUGACCAGUUACCCAGCCUCUGAUCUGUCUCUGAACCAAUCAGAGUCCAGCACUCCAAAGUCCAGAAGGAGCCAGAAAGUGUGCAGAAGUCCUGGUGACACCUCAGCCGGGGUCAGUCAGUGUCCUCAGCGGGGUCCCCCUCAGACCGCUGCCCGCCACGCCACGGACAAAGACUACAACAAGAUCGAAAACGACUCCUCGUCCAACACCGACCUCCACAAGACGGCCUCAGCGGUGUUCUCUGCCUGUCCCAGCUUCAAGUCUCAGGAGAGGCGGAAGCGUCGAGUGAUGGCGAGGGAGAGGAGGGUUACCAAGACCAUCCUGGCCAUCCUGCUGACCUUCAUCCUCACGUGGACGCCGUACAACAUCAUGGCCGUCAUCGCCGCCUUCUGUCACGUCUGCAUCCCCGAAGUCCUGUGGACCAUCGGAUACUGGCUCUGUUACAUCAACAGCGCCAUCAACCCCGGCUGCUACGCUCUGUGUAACGCCACCUUCAGAAAGACCUUCUGCGGCCUGCUGCGCUGCCGCUGACACGGGUUUGGACACCUUGACGGUGGCUUGACAGUCGGCGUUGAACAGCGCCCGCUUCAGCGUUCCUGAUCGGCUCUUGGUGUUGGUGUUGGCGUCGCAGGAUCCCCACUGGCCGAACUUGUACUUGCAGUCACCUGAAGGAAGGACACGCAGGUUAAACCUGUAACACACUGAAGCGUCUCACUGUUUGUUCUGUCAGGUGCAGAUGUUUCAAUUCAUGUCAGCAGACGAGCGCUUCACAUUUACCAUCAGUGUUUCAUGUCAGAGUAAUUCACUUAAUAAAUUAACUUUCAAAUGAA